CUUUGUAUAGGAAAUGGAAAUGUUGGGGAAAACUUGGCCGUGACGUCCACAUCCGUGGUCGUAACUCAGAAUGCUACUGGCAAUGAGUGGGACAGUUACCAGUCGUCUGCUAACCAGAGGAGGUCCCGCACUGAGAGUUGGAUAUGAGUUCUUUUCCUGUCUGUGUUAUCUGUCUACUUUUUUUAGUGGAUUUAGUGUGCGCUAAACAAGUGUGCAGUGAGCAAGAUGUCCUGGAAUAUUUAAAUCUUACCAGAGACAAUGAAAAAUUCACAACUUGCCGUCCUGCACUGGAUUGGACACACCCCACCAUUGUGUAUUUUGAUAUUUACCUCUACGGCAUCCUUUCUAUGAUUGAAAAAUCUCGGAUCUUUGUACCUCUUUUAUGGAUGUGCAUGAGUUGGAACAAUGAACGAAUCUCUUGGGAUCCUAAAGAUUUCUGUGACAUUACAAGUGUUACUUUGCCAACAGAGAUGCUUUGGAAACCAGACCUUUAUGUUCAUGAGAUGUCAGAAAGGGAAGAUGGACCACUGAACCCAUAUUUGUAUAUCACUCAUGAUGGAAAUGUGAAGAUGGAGGACGACCAUAAAAUUGUCAGCACCUGCAUAAUGAAUGUACACAAAUUUCCUUUUGAUACCCAAAAGUGCCACAUCACAGUGUCUUCAAUUAGUUACUCAGAUAAAGAAAUAAAGCUGAUUCCUGCAUCCAAUUCGUCAAAGGCGACAAAGGUAGCUCGAGAAAGCAUAUUAACAAUGGGAGAAUGGGAGUUCCUAAACAUAUCCGUCUCGCUCCAGAAUGAAAGCUAUGAGGGGGAAACAUAUGACAGGAUAAAGUACACGAUUUCACUCAGAAGGAUGCCCCUGAUGCAUUUCAUCAAUUUUCAGCUACCUAUAUUGUUUUUCCUCGUUUUGGACCUAGCUUCUUUUUUCAUCCCAGAUAGAGGGGAGAAAUUGUGCUUUAAAGUGACUGUGCUACUGGGGAUCUCAGUACUUUUACUUAUCCUAAAUGACAUUCUGCCAUCCAAAUCUCACAGAUGUCCUCUGAUAGCUGUGUAUGUUGUUGUCAUCUUUUCUUUCAUGUUGCUGAGUCUUCUAGAGACAAUUUUGGUGGUAUACUUAAUAAAUAUAAACUCUGAACAAGACGCAAAGGAGGUUCAGAGACCUGACGAUCACAACUCUGACACAGAUAACCGGAAAACAGACAGUAAUGAUUGCAUCUGUUACUCUGGAGUGGAAGCUCCCCUUGACUCUCUGAUGUUGAAGGAAAUAUACAGCAAAGAAAGUAUGAAUGAUGUGCAGCUAUUGCAGCUGAUCCUAGAAGAGCUUCAGACUAUCAAACAGACUCUUGUUCCUGAUACUUUAAAAGCCAAAACUGAUCAGAUUUACUGGUUAGGACUGGCCAAAUGUAUUAACAGGGUUUUCUUUGCGGUUUAUCUAAUCUCAGUUUCUCUCUUUCUUGUCUUCAUCGUUCAAGAGUCGAAAGCUGAGUAGCUUCAAACUCGAAAGCUAAAUUAGGGGUUGAUAUUACAUAUAUUGCAUUACAUACCAGUAUUAUAUACAUUUUUUCUUCCUGUUGAGAGCACUGUAGAAGGAGCUGCACCUAUAUUUCAUUGAUUUUCUGAUGCAUUUCUACAGAGCUAAAAAGAAUCACCAGUGUAGAAACCAUGAUCCAGAGAAAGAAAACAAAGAAGUUUAUUUUGUCGGGGAAGUGCAUGAUAUAUGUUCUGCUAUAGGCUAUCCAUGAAAGCAUGAUUGUUCUUUAUCCAGUGUAUAUAUAUAUAUAUAUAUAUAUAUAUCAGCAACGCUGAAAUAAAGUUACAAAUUAACCACCCUUUUAAGAACCAGGCCUGCACCUGUUGGCCUACCUCACCAUAUGCGCUUUGUAAUACUACUUAAUAUUUUGUAAAAUAAAGCAUGCUUUAGUAAAUCACUGAAGAAUAUUGUGACAAAAACUGAAACAAAUCUAAGACAUUCUCUCUGAGAGAACUGGCAGGGAACCAUGUUUAACAAAAUGCAAAAAGUUAAACUGGUAGCUUUAAACUUUCAAGCUACA
Labeo rohita (rohu) is the source of this 2049-nucleotide messenger RNA. Its product is annotated as 5-hydroxytryptamine receptor 3A-like. NCBI's taxonomy places the organism in Eukaryota, Metazoa, Chordata, Actinopteri, Cypriniformes, Cyprinidae. The record is from RefSeq and is a predicted model, not a curated record. The transcript is spliced from 10 exons. Gene Ontology annotation, molecular function: extracellular ligand-gated monoatomic ion channel activity; neurotransmitter receptor activity; transmembrane signaling receptor activity. Bases 144 to 1487 code for a protein of 447 amino acids. Gene Ontology annotation, biological process: chemical synaptic transmission; signal transduction; monoatomic ion transmembrane transport. Gene Ontology annotation, cellular component: neuron projection; synapse; membrane.